This is a messenger RNA of Strongylus vulgaris, 258 nucleotides long. Lineage: Eukaryota; Metazoa; Nematoda; Chromadorea; Rhabditida; Strongylidae. The record is from the annotation of a GenBank genome assembly.
AUGGGCUGGUCAUAUUAUGAGAAGGAAAGACGACAGAUGGACACUAAAAACUCUGUGAUUGAUUCCUCACGACGCAAACGUCCUCGAGGGAGGCCGCCGACCAGAUCGGCUGACGUGUUCGUUGCACGGAUGGAUCAGCUGAAUUCUCAGCUGGUAAUGAGUAAUGGAACUGGACCUUGCGAACGUCGUCGCCGCAGUUUAAUAGCAAACUCGUGGAUGACGCUAGCGAGAGACAGAAACGGAUGGAAACAAUGCUGA